Molecule: messenger RNA, 3694 nt
Organism: Biomphalaria glabrata
Lineage: Eukaryota; Metazoa; Mollusca; Gastropoda; Planorbidae
Product: all-trans-retinol 13,14-reductase-like
Exons: 13
Coding region: 385-2292 (635 amino acids)
Source: RefSeq, a predicted model, not a curated record
CAAAACUAGACUAUCUACUAGAGCUAUUCAUGAAAUGAUAAUGCUAUCAGAAUAUUAUGCAAUGAUAACAUAGAGUUACAUUUUAAAUUAGACAUACUACCUAGUGACUACACCUAGAAUCUACAUCAAGUCAAAUUGAUGAUUUGGAGCUGACAGUUCAGAGGCAAUGUCUGAUUUUAAAAACAAUUCUGUUAUUGACAAUCAAUAUUUAAUAUAAAUAAUAUUAUAUUUUAUACCUAAAUAUUUUUAAUUGGUGGAGUUAUUGGUCUUGAACUUAGAAUAUUCCCAAUAUUGGAACAUUGUCAUUACCAAUCACUGCUGACAACACAUCUCAGAACUAAGGAACAAAAGUUGCUUCAUUGAGCUAAAUUCCACCACUUCACUAUGUCUAUAGACAUUGGGCUGCGAUCGUUUAUUAGCUACAUUUUCUCAAAUCCAUGGUUUCUGGCUGGAGGAUUUAUUUUCUAUAUUUUUCUUUACAUCGUAUCUGUUUACUUUUUUGGGAAAAAAUUAGGAAGAAACCCAUUGGCAAAGGAUUACAGGCUAUCUCCAGAGCCAUGUGUAAUUGAUACUAAAGCACGAGAUGCUGUUCUUAAACAAAGAUUUAAAGCCUCUCAAGUUCCAGAGAAACUAGAUGUGAUUGUAAUAGGAAGUGGUGCUGGUGGUCUGACUGCUGCAGUACUACUUAGCCGAGCUGGUCUCAAAGUUCUUGUCCUUGAGCAACAUGAUCAAGCUGGUGGCUGCUGUCACACUUUUGUUGAGAAAGGGUUUGAGUUUGACACUGGGAUUCAUUAUAUUGGCAAACUACAAGAUGGAACUGUCAACCGUACACUUCUGGAUCAGUUAACUUGUGGACAGCUUAGAUGGGCACAGAUGGAUGAUGCCUUUGACCAAGUAGCUGUUGGGGACACAGCCAAAGCCAGAAUUUAUAAGAUGAAGUCAGGAGAUGAGCGAUAUGUCCAAAACCUUAAAGAACUCUUUCCUGAAGAGAAAGAAGCCAUUAUCAAAUACAUGGAACUUGUGAAGGAUGCCAGUGCAUCGAUGUUUGGAUACUCAAUGCUGAAAAUAUUGCCACGCUAUAUUGCUCAAUUCUUGGUGUACAGUGGAUUGUACAAGCUAGUGCUAAAAUGUUAUCGAAAAGGUUACACUGACACAACACUGCAAGAAGUUCUGGAUGGUCUAACUAAUAACAAGGAACUGAAGUUGGUCUUAUCCUAUAUUUGUGGAGAUUAUGGUGUGUUUCCGAAUGAGGUACCUUUCAUGCUUCAUGCUGCUCUCAUAGAUCACUAUACCAGGGGGGCUUUUUAUCCUGUGGGUGGAACUUCAGAAAUAGCAUUUCACAUGAUCCAGAGCAUUGAGAAGGCAGGUGGUAAAGUCUUGGUACAGGCACCAGUGACCAAAAUUUUGUGUGACAGCUCAGGAAGGGUAAAUGGUGUUCAAGUGGGCAAGAAUGACUGUGAGAUUCAUGCCAGCUACAUUGUCUCUGAUGCUGGAGCAGUUAAUACAUUUAAAACAUUAUUGCCUGAAGCUAUAGCCAAAUCUUCUUUCAUAUACCCUACGAUUGCAAAGGUUGGAUCGAGUGUCUCAUUCAUAACCACAUUUAUUGGAAUUGAAGGCAGCUCUAGUGACCUAAAUCUACCAGCUAGCAAUAUAUGGCAUUACAAUACAGAUGACAUCAGCAAAGCCCUAGAAGAAUAUCUCAGCAUGAAGCCAGAAGACAUUGAAGAUAUCAAGAUCCCUUUUGGAUUUAUUUCUUUUCCUUCAGCUAAAGACCCCAUAUGGGAAAAAAAAUUUCCUGGAAAAAGUUCUGCUCUUGUAAUUACCUUAGCCAAAUGGGAAUGGUUUUCAAAAUGGAAGGAUGAAAAGAUUCGUCAUCGUGGUGAUCAUUAUGAAGGAAUCAAGGAUAUAAUCGGCAGACAGAUGUGGCAGCAAUGUAUUGACCUGUUUCCUCAAUUAGAUGGAAAAAAAGUCUACCUAGAGGUUGGGACACCUGUUUCUAACCAGUACUACCUGGCCUGUCCACAAGGUGAAAUGUAUGGACUAGAUCAAGGUAAACAGCGUUUCUCAGCAGAUGCAGCCUGGAGGUUGAGAGUGGAUACUGAUAUACCAGGACUGUUAAUAACUGGGCAAGACACCUUAAGCUGUGGUUUCACACCAGCAGUUAUUUUUGGACUACUUUGUGCAUCCCAGAUUUUAAAUAGAAAUUUAUACACUGAGCUACUGAAACUGAGAAAGAUGAUUACAAAGAUUGACAGUGCCAGGAAAAUUGAAUGCUUGAAGAAAGACGAAUAAUGACCAAAGAUUUAUUUUUUUUUGCUCAGUUCUUUUAUAUUUAUCUAAAUUUGUUCAUUUAGAGUUGACAAUUAUGACAAAGACUUUUUUAAUUUAAAUUUGUUGAGUCUUGGAGGUUUUAAUAUAUUUCAAGUUGUUUGUCAUGAAAAUGUGAAGAAAAUUUUCUUUUUAAAAUUUAUAAACUGAACUUAGUUAUCUACUUGAAUUCCUAUAGAAAAAUUGUUAGAAGUGUCUGAAUUUCAGUACUGCUUUUUCCAUUGAUCCAAUUUAAUGUUAAAACUGUAAUAAAUUACAUAUUUUUCUUAACUCUUAUUUUUGUAUUUAUAUAUUAAGCCAAUAUUUCUGAGAUAUGUUUCAAAUGUGUAAAACAAACAUUUCUAAGCCUUUUUUUUUGUAUCCUAGACAUUAUUAUUAUUUUUGUUUGUUUCUGUAUAAAGCAUCUUUCAUGCCUAUAGCAUGCUAGAAAUGUUAUGGUCUAAUCUCUGUUAUGGACCAGUGGGGGUGGAGGCGGAGUUAUCUGAGAGAAGGUUUUAGUGCCUUCAGGCGCUCAGCAAACAACUAAGCUCGAGUAUGGUUUCAAACCCGCUUGAUAGGUAUCCAGUUCCAAGUGGUUCAUUCCCCUAAGUGGUAUUUUUGAAAUGAUAAUAUUUGAGUGCUGUGAAGAAUAAUUGUGUCUUUGAAAUGACAAAUUAAAAAAAAAAAGAGACAGAAGCUAUGUUUCUGUAAUUUUUCAAGUCUUGUGAGAAUGUCUGUCAGUCUUUUUACUGUGCAUACUUGGAUAAGAGGUUUUACUGUUUACAUGCCUAAACUUCACGAAGCAUGGCAGAACCAAAAUAGGUAUUAUCCAUUUUUUUUUUCAACUGACAAAAUUGUCCUUUAUCUUUAUGACUGCAAAGUCAAAUGCCCACAAUCAUCCUAAUCUCCUCAUUGUAAUAUAAAGUAGUAAGCAAGCAUAUUUCCUUUUGAAAUCUUGCACCUAUGAUAUAAAGAUCAUCUGCUUCUAUGGCUAACAGUUAAGUGUGUUGGUGGGUUGUAAUAACAGCUAAACAGCUUUACUUUCCCCAAAUUAUGUUAAUUAAGUAUUUAUUAGAGCUUGUUGAAAUAACAGACUUUCCAUUAUACUUAAUAAGAACUUGCAAUGUUCACCAAGAUUUGCAACACAGUCUCUUGAUUCUUAAGCAGAGUGAUCUAUCCCUUAGCUACCUCUCCAAAGUAAGUAUAAUAGUUUCUCUACAUUUCAUAAAAGUAGUCAAAUCUUGCAAGGAAAUCCUUAAUUGUAGACUGGCACAAUGAUAAAUUAGGAAAUAGUUGUCCAUCCAUGCUGAGAAAGUUUGUGUGUAAUUUGAUUGUGUUGUGACUAGAACGUUGUUUUAUUGAAUAAAAAAAUUAUAAUUUCCUUUUA